GAAAAGUCCCCACAGACCUAUUUUCCACACCAAAAAAAAAAAUAAAAACAAUACAAAAACAAACAGCUUGUUGCCUUAGCUAGAAGACUUUCCUCAGAUUACCCAAAAAAAGAAACUUGAGUUUGGUUUCUUACAAGAAUCUAAUUGAAUCCCAAAGAGAUGGAACUGUCGGAGAAUAGUGUUGGUUUAGAUUCGGACGACUCAACGUUAGAGACGGCGGAGAGGAUAAUACUGCGAUGGGACUCAACAGCUUCAGAGGAAGCGAGAGGGAAAAUGAUAUUCCAAAGCGACCGGGACGAGGUAGAUCGGUUCUUGAGAGCCGUCGAUGAAAUCCAACGGUCCGUCUCUUCUCUCUCCUUCUCCUCUCCUCCUUCCUCAUCAGUCGAUGACCACCAAGAAGUCAAAGCCAACUCAGCUCUCCAAAUCGCCAUGGCUAGACUCGAGGAAGAGCUCCGCAGCAUCCUCCUCUCUCAAACCUCCGUCUUCGAGCCCGACUCUCUCUUCCUCGAGGAAUCAUCAUCCGUCUCCUUAACCGUCGAGACUGGAGAAGAAGACGGUGACGGUGACGAUGUUCCGGAUGAAGAAGAUGUUUCCGGUUCAGGUUCAGGUUCCGGUUCAAGCCGGUUAACUCGUAGUAGGAGAAGCAGCUACAGAUCCACGAGCAGCAUACGCGAGAUGGAUCUGAUAUCACCCGAAGCAGCUUCCGACUUGAGAUCCAUCGUUCAGAGAAUGGUCGCCGCGGGUUACUCCCGCGAGUGCGUCCAGGUGUACGGGAGCGUCCGCAAAUCCGUGGUGGAGACAAUCUUGAAGCAGCUCGGGAUCGUCAAGAUCAGCAUCGGAGACGUGCAGAGGCUCGAGUGGGAAGUGAUCGAAGGAAAAAUCAGGAAAUGGAUCCGCGCGGCCAAGGUCUGCGUCAGGAUCGUCUUCUCGAGCGAGAAGAGACUCUGCUCACAGCUCUUCGACGACGAGGCCAUGGAUGAGACUUGUUACAUGGAGACUGUGAAGACAUCUGCUCUAAGGUUAUUCACUUUUCCCGAAGCUAUAAGCAUCAGCAGAAGAUCUCCCGAGAAGCUAUUCAAGAUCCUCGACUUGCACGACGCGAUGGGCGAUAUGAUGCCCGACAUCGAAGCCAUCUUCGACUCUGAUUCCUCGCAGGCUGUUUAUCUACAAGCCUGCGAGAUUCAGACGAGGCUCGCGGAGGCGGGGAGAGGGAUACUCUCCGAGUUCGAAAACUCUGUCCUCCGCGAGCCUUCUGUAGUUCCCGUCCCUGGAGGAACGAUACAUCCUCUGACGAGGUAUGUGAUGAACUACAUCAGCUUGAUCUCUGAUUACAAGCAGACUCUCAACGACCUCAUCGUCUCGGAUCCCUCGACCGGAUCAUCCGAGACGAACAAACCGGUUAUGGAUUACACCGAGCUGGACGGUAAGUCUCCCUUGGCUCUCCAUCUGAUAUGGUUGAUCAUGGUGCUGCAUUUCAACUUGGAAGAGAAGUCGCAUCACUACAGAGACGCGUCCCUAGCUCACAUAUUCAUCAUGAACAACAUUCAUUACAUUGUUCAGAAGGUGAAAGGAUCACCCGAGCUGAGGGAGAUGAUCGGAGACCAUUAUUUGAGGAAACUCACGGGGAUAUUCAGACACGCGGCGACGAACUACCAGAGAUCCACGUGGGUCAGAGUGCUGAAUAGUUUGAGAGACGAAGGGUUGCACGUGAGUGGGAGUUUCUCCUCCGGUGUGUCGAGAAGCGCGUUGAGAGAGAGGUUUAAAUCGUUUAAUGCGAUGUUUGAAGAGGUUCAUAGGAGUCAGUCUACGUGGUCGGUUCCGGAUGCUCAGCUUAGAGAGGAGCUGAGGAUAUCUUUGUCCGAGCAUUUGAUCCCGGCGUAUAGAUCGUUUCUUGGAAGGUUCAGGGGUCAUAUAGAGAGUGGGAGACACCCUGAGAACUACUUGAAGUAUUCGGUUGAAGAUAUUGAGAGAAUCGUUCUUGAUUUCUUUGAAGGGUAUGCACACUCGCCGAGCGUGAGGAGACGAUGAGAAGAAGAAGAAGAAGAAGACUGGAGAGGUUACUUUCUCUCUUUUGUUUUUGUUUUGUUUUGGUUCCUCAGACACGUUAGGAUGUUGUAGGAUAGAAGAGCCAUUCUUUGAAUUUUUAUUCACGGGUUGGUGGUUUUACGCUCACCGUUUCCUAUUGUUGGCCCCCGAUGGAAUAAUCUCCCAGGUAUACCCAUACAUUUGUGUUGUUGUUGUUGUGUCAUAUGUAAUGCAUACUCUCUUCUUUUAAUCAAAUUGUGCUAUGUGCAA
This is a messenger RNA of Raphanus sativus (radish), 2295 nucleotides long. RefSeq names its product exocyst complex component EXO70A1. Gene Ontology annotation, molecular function: phosphatidylinositol-4,5-bisphosphate binding. The transcript is spliced from 2 exons. Bases 160 to 2028 code for a protein of 622 amino acids. The record is from RefSeq and is a predicted model, not a curated record. Gene Ontology annotation, biological process: exocytosis. Gene Ontology annotation, cellular component: exocyst. Lineage: Eukaryota; Viridiplantae; Streptophyta; Magnoliopsida; Brassicales; Brassicaceae.